UGCUCUCUCCUUUAUUUCUCUCUUCUCUGUAUUUCUUUCUUAUUCUGCAUAGCAUUUUUUUUGUGUGGGUUAAGUUUUGUGCAUAGCCCUAGUCUUAAAGCUUAGUCUCCAUAAGAGAAGAUGGAUGUUCCACGGCCAGCUUUCAAAUGUUUCGAUGACGAUGGCCGGCUUAAACGUUCAGGGACGGUUUGGACCGCGAGUGCGCAUAUUAUAACGGCGGUGAUUGGAUCUGGUGUUCUAUCGCUUGCAUGGGCCAUUGGUCAACUCGGUUGGAUCGCAGGUCCUGCUGUGAUGUUCUUGUUCUCUUUUGUCACUUACUACUCUUCCACUCUUCUUAGCGACUGCUACAGAACUGGAGAUCCUGUCUCCGGGAAGAGAAACUAUACUUACAUGGAUGCUGUCCGAUCAAUCCUAGGUGGGUUUAGGUUCAAGAUCUGUGGGCUUAUUCAGUAUUUGAAUCUCUUCGGUAUCACGAUAGGUUACACAAUCGCAGCAUCUAUAAGUAUGAUGGCGAUCAAGAGGUCCAACUGUUUCCACGAGAGCGGUGGGAAGAACCCGUGUCACAUGUCGAGCAAUCCAUACAUGAUCAUGUUUGGUGUUACCGAGAUCUUGCUCUCUCAGAUCAAAGAUUUUGACCAGAUUUGGUGGCUCUCCAUUGUUGCUACGAUCAUGUCCUUCACAUACUCUGCAAUCGGUUUAGCGCUCGGAAUCAUUCAAGUCGCAGCAAAUGGGGUCGUCAAGGGAAGUCUCACAGGGAUUAGCAUAGGGGCAGUGACUCAGACACAGAAGAUAUGGAGAACCUUUCAAGCACUUGGAGACAUUGCCUUUGCUUACUCAUACUCUGCUGUACUUAUCGAGAUUCAGGACACUGUAAGAUCUCCUCCAGCGGAAUCAAAAACGAUGAAGAACGCCACAAGAAUCAGCAUCACCGUUACAACGACGUUUUACCUGCUAUGUGGUUGUAUGGGCUAUGCCGCUUUUGGAGAUGCAGCACCGGGAAACCUUUUAACCGGUUUUGGUUUCUACAAUCCGUUUUGGCUUCUCGACGUGGCCAACGUUGCCAUUGUAGUCCACCUCGUAGGAGCUUACCAAGUCUUUGCUCAGCCCAUUUUCGCCUUUAUUGA
This is a messenger RNA of Camelina sativa (false flax), 1124 nucleotides long. Its product is annotated as amino acid permease 4. The record is from RefSeq and is a predicted model, not a curated record. Lineage: Eukaryota; Viridiplantae; Streptophyta; Magnoliopsida; Brassicales; Brassicaceae.